Molecule: messenger RNA, 2255 nt
Organism: Carassius auratus (goldfish)
Lineage: Eukaryota; Metazoa; Chordata; Actinopteri; Cypriniformes; Cyprinidae
Gene: sharpin
Product: SHANK-associated RH domain interacting protein
Exons: 9
Coding region: 114-1307 (397 amino acids)
Biological process (GO): positive regulation of canonical NF-kappaB signal transduction; protein linear polyubiquitination; proteasome-mediated ubiquitin-dependent protein catabolic process
Cellular component (GO): LUBAC complex
Molecular function (GO): ubiquitin binding; ubiquitin-protein transferase activity
Source: RefSeq, a predicted model, not a curated record
CACGGGGCAGUAAAUAUGAGACGGACGCGCUUCCUGUUUUGAAUCGGGCUGCUUGUCGUUGGUGAAGAUGGUGAUGAUGUGAGUCAUCAGCUGAAGAGCGUCCUGCUGAAGACAUGGCUGUGAGCUCGGGCUGCAGUACGGUGCUGAUGUCGGUGCGGGUGUCGGUUCGGCCGCUGUCUGUGGGCUCGGACUCACUGCGACUGCAGCUCAGCAUGAACCCGAACCGCGCGGGACUCUUCACGCUCACACUCCGACACACCGACCGCGGAGGACGCAGCGUGUCUCUGGCAGAGUUCGAUCUGCGCUCAGUCAAGUACGAGGUCAAAACGGCUCGAUGUCACGAAAUGCGUCUCAGCAAGCCGCCCCACGACUGCCUCACGUUCACCUUCCGCAGCGAGCAGGAGGCGCAGGAGUGGGCCACCGUCAUGAUGUCAUCGCUCCGAGAGUCUCACAGAGUUGCCAACAUUUCUCAUCCUUCAAAUGAUGGAGAGCAGAAAACGAAGUGUGGAGAGAGAAACGCAUCAGUCUUGUCACUGUCAAUGAAAGAGGAGCUGUGUCUGGAGCUGUCUCGAGCGAUCGAGGCUGGAGAUGCUCACGCCGCUGUGCACUACGCCACAGAUCUGGCCAAGCAGCAGAUCACCCUGAGCAUCCAGCCAGCGCCGCGGGACACGGACCACACCGAGAUCAGCUUGGCUGUGGUAAUAGAAGACGCGUCGUCCUCCUGCUGUGUCACAGUGAAAGUCGUCCCUCACGUGACCGUGGCCUCUCUGAAGCAGCAGAUGUUUGUUGAGUAUGGUUUCCACCCCAGGGUGCAGCGCUGGGUCAUCGCUCAGUGUCUGUGCUCGGACGGACGCUCUUUAGCGUCGUAUGGCAUCUACAGAGACGGUGACACUGCGUUCCUCUACCUCCUGUCUGCUCGGCACUGCCUCGGUCAGCAGCAGGAGAACGGUGUGUCCAUGCCCCUGAACACCACGCUCGGCCCCUCGCCGGCCCCCAGCGGCCCCGUCAGCCACGACUGGAGAGGAUACAGCACGCUUCCCCCCCGCCUGAGCCACAGCAGCACAGCAGGCAGCAGUGGGUGUGGCCCAGAGAAACCCAGCGUCAGUGACAUCAUUAACCUUGAAAUGUUGCAACUUGGAGGAUCCAAACUGAAAUCAAGUAACACACAGUCAGGCUGGUCCUGUCCUUCCUGUACAUUCAUAAAUAAGUCUACGAGACCCGGCUGUGAAAUCUGCAGCACAGAUCGACCCAAUCCUCCCGAUCACAGCGGCGUUCAGCAGGAAAAAGCAAGAAGAUUGAACCAGUGAAACUGUGCUGUAAUACACACAGAUAGAGACACAACCCCUAAAAUAAUCUCCCAUUCAUUCACAUUCAAACAACACGUGAGGACCUACAAUGCUUAGUUUUAAUAAGAGUUACUGCAAACAAAGCUUCAAACUCUCAUAGUGGUUCUGCAGCAUAUUUCAUCUCUAUUAGUUUACAGUAACGAGUAACUGACCAGCUGAUUUGUUGCUUGGCUUCCCUUGAAGGAGUCGUGACGUGGAUUGGCUUUUGAGCUCGAUUAAAUGCUUUGUUUAUAAGGAGGAGAAUGUUUUAAGAUGUGAAACCUGAAGGAUGUUUUAGUUGUACAAAGACCUCUUAUAUGUCAAAAGAUCGAGGACAAUGUGAUUUCUCCUGACGCCUUUAAGUGUUGAGCAGUAUUAGGCACCAGGAGUUAUUCAGGUUCAUUGUCUGAGCUAAAAAAAAAACAAAGGAGACGAUGCACAUGUUAGAAUUUCUAGUUUUCAGUCCAGUUGCAGACUGUGCUUCUCUUGCUGUUUAUUCACCAGCUUGUACUGUAAUUUCUGCUCGUGCAUCUGUUUAGGAAUCUUCUUCCCUCACUUCAUGGAGUGUAAAUCGGUGUUCAUGUCUGCUAGAACUAGAACAGGACAAAUAUUUGUUUUUAAUAUAUGUUCAUCAAGCUCUAUUUUAGGGGCUUCAGUUUUAAAUGUGACUGUAUGUCAUUAUGUGACGAGGCCAGUACAUGGUGAGAAGAACAACUGAAUGAAACUUGCAUAAAUGCAUGUUAUGUCAAAUUUAUGGUUAAUUAUUCCUUAUCUAAUCGACUGAGAAUUCUCAUCGAAGACAUUCAGAUACAGGGUUAUGAAAAACAUUUAUUUUAUUUUUUUACAUAGCGUGUUAUUUAAUGAACAAUUGCUUUGAAAUGAAUUAUAAUUGCAUUGAAUAUGUGUGUAUUGUGAAUGAUUGUGUUUAAA